GAGAGCUCUACGAGAAUUAAAGUGAGCGAACAAAGAGAACUCCCAGCAGCCGCCCGCCGGCUCCUCGCAGCUGCAUCAGGAGACGUCAGUCACGCCCGGAAGGCUGUUCGAAUACGCCUCCCAGAGAAAAGAGCUCAAGUAAAUAAUUGAUGGAAAUUGAUCCGUCCAGGACAAAGCUUUGCAGAAACCCAGUGCAUCCGAUUUCGAGCGGUUUUGGAAUCCUCUGCCAAGUACAGGACACCGGAGCGCGGCGCGGACUUUGAGUGCGGCUACGAUCUUCCAUCUCGGGUGUGGCUCAGGCCUUUUUGUCUUCUUGUCACCUACCCUAUCACCCCCAGCCCCCGGCCCGUCCCGGCCUUCUCUUUCCUCUUGAAAGUAGCCUCUUUUUGGUUACUUCUACCCUAUCCUCCUUUGCAAUCCCGCCCUCUCCCCUGCCCAGUCCGGUGAGGUCAGCUCAUGAAUAUCAGUGCACUUCCUGAGGAGCGUCUGGCACCGCUUGGUACCUCGCGUGUUCGCCUGUUCCGAGCCGCAGCUCCAGCCGAGUCGCCGACCUAGGGAAGUAAUCGGCUCUGAGGGCCGCCGAGCCUGCACGUUAUCGCCAUUGUUUGGAGAAAUCGAGUGGGUGUGGAACUGGGGCGAGAGGGCCCAAAGUCGUGCUCAGCCAAAAAGUCGCAUAUAAUACUACGAAGUUAAACUUUCCUUGCCUUUCAAUGACAUAAAAAUAAAGCCUGAGGUCGCCGGAGGAUCAGAAGGAAAGCGCUGUUGAUUUGCAUCAACUUCCAAACAUCGCGUCUGCAGAGAAAUUCUUCCUAGAUCGCCAUGAGUCAGCCACCGAUGGGGGGCGCUGCCCCUGCCACAGCCACAGCUUCUGCGGCCACCUCUGCCACUGAGGCUCGACUGCACCCAGAGGGCAGCAGCAGAAAACAGCAGCGUGCCCAAUCACCUGCCAGACUAAGGGACAAUUCGGUCCGACAGACAACCGCGACCACCCGGUCCCCCGUGGGGGCCGGCACUAAACUCAAUUCUGUUCGACAGCAGCAGCUGCAGCAGCAGCAGGGCAACAAGACCGGGAGCCGCUCAGUGCCUCCGACCGGCGCCCGAGGAGGCGGAGGAGGGGCGGAGAAGGCUGCGCCCCUGGCGCCCAAAGGGGCCGCUCCGGGAGCUGUCCAUCUCGCGGCUGGUGCUGAAGCGGCCCCCGCGGCGACCCUGGCCCCAGUGGGCGGCAGGAGGCCUGGCCCGUCGGAGGUGCCAUCCCGGGAGCUAGAGCCAGUGUCCGCCAAACUCGGGGAACCCCCUCCGCUCGGGGAAGGAGGAGGAGGGGGUGGGGAAGGAGGAGGAGCCGGCGGCGGCUCCGGGGAAAGGGAGGGGGGCGCUCCGCAGCCGCCGCCGCCGCCCAGGGGCUGGCGAGGGAAAGGCGUACGCACUCAGCAGAGGGGCGGCAGCGGCGGGGAGGGGGCCUCCCCUUCACCAUCCUCCUCUGCGGGCAAAACCCCAGGCCCAGGCAGCAGAAACUCCGGAAGCGGUGUUGUGGGGGGCGGCAGCGGUGGCGGAGGGAGCUACUGGAAGGAAGGAUGUCUGCAGUCUGAGCUCAUCCAGUUCCACCUCAAGAAAGAGCGGGCGGCAGCGGCAGCAGCCGCGGCUCAGAUGCACACUAAGAACGGCGGCAGCAGCAGCCGCAGCUCCCCGGUCGCUGGCGCCCCUGCCAUUUGCGAGCCUCUUGCAGUCCCUUCCGUCUCCCCAAUGGCGGCGGCAGCGGAGGGCCCCCAGCAGAGCGCCGAGGGCAGCGCGAGUGGAGGCGGCAUGCAGGCGGCAGCGCCUCCUUCGUCGCAGCCGCACCCGCAGCAGCUCCAGGAGCAGGAAGAAAUGCAGGAGGAGAUGGAGAAGCUGCGAGAGGAGAACGAGACUCUCAAGAACGAGAUUGAUGAGCUGAGGACCGAGAUGGACGAGAUGAGGGACACUUUCUUCGAGGAGGAUGCCUGUCAACUGCAGGAAAUGCGCCACGAGUUGGAGAGAGCCAACAAAAACUGCCGGAUCCUGCAGUACCGCCUCCGCAAAGCCGAGCGCAAAAGGCUCCGCUACGCACAGACUGGAGAAAUCGAAGGAGCGGUUGCAAAGGAUGUAUCUGUGAGACUUCACCAUGAAUUGGAAAAUGUGGAAGAAAAGCGAACAACAACAGAAGAUGAAAAUGAAAAACUGAGGCAACAGCUUAUAGAAGUUGAGAUUGCAAAGCAAGCUUUACAGAAUGAACUGGAAAAAAUGAAGGAGCUGUCCUUAAAAAGAAGAGGAAGCAAAGAUUUGCCAAAAUCUGAAAAAAAGACUCAACAGACUCCCACAGAGGAGGACAAUGAAGAUCUGAAAUGCCAGCUGCAGUUUGUGAAGGAAGAAGCUGCUUUGAUGAGAAAGAAAAUGGCCAAGAUUGAUAAAGAAAAGGACAGAUUCGAACACGAGCUUCAGAAGUACAGAUCCUUUUAUGGAGAUCUGGACAGUCCUUUGCCGAAAGGAGAAGCCGGGGGGCCUCCAAGCACCAGGGAGGCUGAGCUCAAGCUGCGGCUGAGGCUGGUGGAGGAAGAAGCCAACAUCCUGGGCAGGAAAAUCGUGGAACUGGAGGUGGAGAACAGAGGCCUGAAGGCAGAACUCGACGACCUAAGGGGGGACGACUUCAACGGCUCGGCCAACCCCCUCAUGAGGGAGCAGAGCGAAUCCCUGUCGGAACUGCGGCAGCACCUGCAGCUGGUGGAAGACGAGACGGAGCUGCUGCGGCGGAACGUGGCCGACCUGGAGGAGCAGAACAAGCGCAUCACGGCGGAGCUCAACAAGUACAAGUACAAGUCGGGCGGCCACGAGAGCGCGCGACACCACGACAGCGCCAAGACCGAGGCUCUGCAGGAGGAGCUGAAGGCGGCACGCCUGCAGAUCAACGAGCUCAGCGGCAAGGUCAUGCAGCUGCAGUACGAGAACCGCGUGCUGAUGUCCAACAUGCAGCGCUACGACCUGGCCUCGCACCUGGGCAUCCGCGGCAGCCCCCGCGACAGCGACGCCGAGAGCGACGCGGGCAAGAAGGAGAGCGACGACGACUCGCGGCCGCCUCACCGCAAGCGCGAAGGGCCCAUCGGCGGCGAGAGCGACUCGGAGGAGGUGCGCAACAUCCGCUGCCUGACACCCACGCGCUCCUUCUACCCCGCGCCCGGGCCCUGGCCCAAGAGCUUCUCCGACCGGCAGCAGAUGAAGGACAUCCGCUCGGAGGCCGAGCGCCUGGGCAAGACCAUCGACCGGCUCAUCGCCGACACUAGCACCAUCAUCACUGAGGCGCGCAUCUACGUGGCCAACGGGGACCUGUUCGGACUGAUGGAUGAGGAGGAUGACGGCAGCCGCAUCCGCGAGCACGAGCUGCUCUACCGCAUCAACGCGCAGAUGAAAGCCUUCCGCAAGGAGCUGCAGACCUUCAUCGACCGCCUCGAGGUGCCCAAGUCUGCGGACGACCGCGGCGCCGAGGAGCCCAUAUCCGUGAGUCAGAUGUUCCAGCCUAUCAUUUUACUUAUUCUCAUUCUUGUAUUAUUUUCAUCACUUUCUUACACAACAAUAUUUAAACUUGUCUUCCUUUUUACACUGUUUUUUGUACUGUAAAUCUUUCAUCAUUUACCAUCCAUUGUAGUAUUU
Molecule: messenger RNA, 3657 nt
Organism: Ailuropoda melanoleuca (giant panda)
Lineage: Eukaryota; Metazoa; Chordata; Mammalia; Carnivora; Ursidae
Gene: MTCL3
Product: MTCL family member 3
Exons: 7
Coding region: 820-3624 (934 amino acids)
Biological process (GO): regulation of autophagy
Source: RefSeq, a predicted model, not a curated record